Molecule: messenger RNA, 572 nt
Organism: Neofelis nebulosa (Clouded leopard)
Lineage: Eukaryota; Metazoa; Chordata; Mammalia; Carnivora; Felidae
Product: sperm-associated antigen 11B-like
Exons: 3
Coding region: 231-572 (113 amino acids)
Biological process (GO): antimicrobial humoral immune response mediated by antimicrobial peptide
Cellular component (GO): extracellular region
Source: RefSeq, a predicted model, not a curated record
CAAACCCACCCAGGGCAUUCAGGCAUACUUUUCACUUCCUGAGGAAAAUGGCUCCCAUGUUUGUUCCGCUGCCCGUGGGAAAAUAACACACUGACUGUUCUCGGUGCCGAGAACACCGUUCCGGAUUUCAGCUCUUCCCACCUACAGGCCCCCACCCUGCAACUCAGGGCUAUAAAGGGAGCCCUGCUGCCAGCCCCGGGACCUCCUCAGACAGCUGUCCCCUUGGUGACAUGAAGCCAUCCCUCUCUGUAUUCCCCAGCUUCCUCCUUGUGGCUCUGCUGUUUCCAGGACUAUCUGGAGCCAGAAAUGAGGACCUUCAAGGCACUGAGGGUCCCAGAGAACCCAGGGAAGAGUCUCCUGGACAAGGAACAAACGGGUCUCAUUUGUUACACCACCAAGAGAAACGCCACAUCUUACCGCGUACUCCCCCUUAUGAGGAACCGGAACCGGAUUUCAAAGUGGUCAACUGCAAGAAAAGUGAAGGCUACUGUCAAGAAUACUGUAAUUAUAUGGAAACACAAGUGGGUUACUGCUUUAAAAAGAAAUACGCCUGCUGUUUACAUCAGAACUGA